Molecule: messenger RNA, 2328 nt
Organism: Drosophila innubila
Lineage: Eukaryota; Metazoa; Arthropoda; Insecta; Diptera; Drosophilidae
Product: filamin-A-like
Exons: 9
Coding region: 185-2269 (694 amino acids)
Biological process (GO): actin cytoskeleton organization
Molecular function (GO): carbohydrate binding; actin filament binding
Source: RefSeq, a predicted model, not a curated record
AGUCAUGACAUUAUCACACAUAAGUAGUCCAGAACCUAAACUCAAGCAGUCACAACGCUUGCAAACAUCAAACGGAAGAGAACAACGAUAAACCAAAGUGAAAUAUUUUCAAAGAAAAAUUUAGAAUUAACCAUAACCAAAAUAAAGCAGUGAUUAAAUCAGUGACGAAAGCUUUGAUAUUAAAAUGGAUGCAGAAAGAGCUCGUAUUGCUGGGGAUGCACCUUGGAAGAAAAUUCAACAAAAUACCUUCACACGUUGGGCCAAUGAACAUCUCAAGACGGCCAAUAGUUCAAUAGAAAAUCUGGGGACGGACUUCUCGGAUGGUCUAAGAUUGAUUGCCCUUGUAGAGGUGUUGUCCCAGAAACAUAUCCCAAAACACAAUAAAAAUCCAACUUUCCGCACCCAAAAAUUGGAGAAUGUAUCGAUUGCAUUGAAAUUUCUCCAGGGCGAGGAGGGCAUUAAAAUUGUUAAUAUUGAUUCUUCGGAUAUUGUUGAUGGCAAACUGAAACUGAUAAUGGGAUUAGUCUGGACACUUAUUAUUCACUAUUCGAUUUCGAUGCCAAAGUGGGAUGGUGAGGAUGAUCAGAUUAUAUCGGGAGCAACACCUAAGCAGCGCCUCUUGAACUGGAUACAAUCCAAGUUACCCGAUAUGCCCAUUAAGAAUUUCACCCAUGACUGGACAACAGGUAAGCCAGUGGGAGCUUUGGUGGAUGCCUGUGCUCCUGGCUUGUGUCCCGACUGGGAGCUGUGGGAUCCCAACGAUGCUGUGGCGAAUGCCACUGAAGCCAUGACUCUGGCCGAUGAUUGGCUUGAUGUGCGUCAGUUGAUCAAACCAGAGGAACUGGUUGAUCCCAAUGUGGAUGAGCAGUCCGUGAUGACAUACUUGUCCCAAUAUCCCAAUGCCAAGUUGAAGGAAGGUGCUCCACUGCGACCCAAAUCAGAUCCCAACAGUAUUUCUAGUCCUCCUUCGGUGGAUGGAGUGCGUGCAUAUGGACCUGGCAUUGAGCCUGAUGGUGUUGUGAUGGGCACAAACGUCAAGUUCACAGUGGAAACUCUCGCUGUGGGUCAAGGUGUUGUCGAUGUAGAUAUUGAGGAUGUGAACGGAGAUAUUGAGCAGGCGUAUGUGGAGUUCAACAAUGAUAUGAAUCUCACGUAUACGAUCUCUUAUAUGCCCAAGCUAGAGGGUCUGCACAAGGUCAUUGUCAGGUAUUCGGGUAUUGAAAUACCCAAUUCUCCAUUUUAUGUGCCAGUCGAGCGCCCUGCUGAGGAUUGUCUUAAGUUAAAGAAUUGUUAUGAUGAUUAUUUAGACCUACCUAUCGUUAAAAACACCGCUCAAAUAGAUCACUUAUUCGAAGGCAUGAGUUUUACGUUCAUCGGGCAAGUUGGCCUAAAGUGUGAUGUCUUUUCUAUCAACUUUGUUUAUCCGAAUGAGGCAGAGGAUAUCGCUCUUCAUAUAAAUCCGCGACUUUCUCGUGAAUUUAUUGUGCGUAAUACUAGAUUGAAUAAAGUUUGGGGUCCCGAAGAAGUCACAACACCAACUUCAUUUACACUCUCUCGCGGCAGUAGAUUUAAAAUUCAAGUGGUCGUCAACAGCGACUGCUACUUGAUAUUGAUAAACAAUCAACCAUUUGCUCAGUACAAACAUCGUCUGCCCUUUGAAGAUGUUAGAAUUUUACGGGUCGAUGGAGACGUGGAACUUUAUCAGAUUUAUCGCACCAUUGUCAAUGGGUAUCCCAGCCGUUUUCCGCAUUUCGGGCCUUCUGUUGGUGACUUAUAUGAACUACCUCUUGUCAAAAGUUGUGUAGCAAUUGACGAACUUUUUGAAGGCUAUAGUUUCAUCUUUUGUGGCAGAAUUGCCAGUAAUUGUAAUGAAUUCUCUAUUAAUUUUGUGUAUGACAAUGAGAAACGUGAUAUCGCUCUGCAUGUCGUGACACGACUUGAACAAAAAUCUAUAGUACGUAACACGAAACUAAAUGAUGUCUGGGUUCGUGAAGAGGCUUUCACAGAGCUUCCAUUCCUACUCAGACGAGGAGGCACUUUUACUAUUCAAGUGCUUGUAACGGCCGCCUGUUAUCUGAUAUCGAUAAAUGGCCAUCACUUGGCCCAGUUCACCCAUCGAUUGUCCUACGGAGCGGUUCGUUUCCUCGAAGUCUUGGGUGAGGUGGAAAAUGUACAAAUCUAUCGGACAAUGGUUUACGGUUAUCCAGUGCCCAUUAUGCCUACAGGCAGACAACGCUGUAUCGAGGAAGAAACCGAAGAAGAUAUAUGAUAUCAUAAACAGAACUAGAUUUGAUUUUAUUAAUUGUUUCUAAUAAAGAAUGAAAUUGA